Molecule: messenger RNA, 579 nt
Organism: Lactuca sativa (garden lettuce)
Lineage: Eukaryota; Viridiplantae; Streptophyta; Magnoliopsida; Asterales; Asteraceae
Source: RefSeq, a predicted model, not a curated record
AUGCAAUUUCCUACUUCGUUCUAUAUGCAACAAAACCCAUAUCUUCAACAAAACGUUUUCAAUACUUUCACUUCCAUGCCACAAACAACCACACAACCAAUGCAAGAAACUAUUCCUGAAGCGCAAGCGGGAGACAGUCAGAAAGGUAGAGGGAAAAGGAAAAGGAAAGGGAAAGAAAUCAUGGAAACUGAAGAAGCACCUCCACUAUGGUGGACACCUGAGAAGGAGUACGUGUGUGCGGUGGCGUGGUGCGAGACUUCAAAAAAUCCAGCUGUAGGAAAUGAUAUGCGAAGAGUUGGUUUUUGGAAAGCCGUGCUCGUAAAAUUCCAUGUGAGUUUAAAGAAACAGUUAUAUCACAAUAUCUAUAUGCUUAGUAGCAAGUGGACUCCAAUCAAUCGUUGGUGCACCAAAUUUAUUGGGAUUUUCAUAAGACUUUCUUCGCAAAAGCAAAGUGGUGCGAAUGAAUUCAAUGUGUUCAAAGCCGCAAGGGAACAAUAUCAUGUCGAAAUAGGGCACGCUUUUAAGUAUAAAAAAAUAUGGGAGCUUGUUAGAAUAGAUCCAAAAUGGAUCCAAAAUUGA